AUGGAUGCUUCAUACAUUUUGAGGAAGUCAUCAAAAGAGAUAUUUGUUAGUCGUGAUGCAUUAAUAAGAUGGACUCAUGAACAAGGGAAAAGGAAUGGCUUUGUGAUUAUCAUUAAAAGGUCUGAUAUUGGAGGAGCUGGUAAAUUCAAGACCGGUCGAAUUCUAUUUUGUUGUGAGAGGGGUGACCAAUUUAGGAAAAAAAAAGUUGUGAAAUCAGAUAGCAAGACAAUACAUAAGCUUGAUCAAAGUUCAAACCCUCCAAAGAAAAAAAGUGUGAAGUCUACUGGCACGAAGAAGUGUGGUUGCCCCAAAUCAUUGAAGGGUGUGAACUGUGGUCUUAGAGAUGCAUGGCAACUUGAGGUUGUCUAUGGAGUUCAUAACCAUCCUGCAGCACUAAAUAUGGAAGGGCAUUCAUAUGCAGGGAGAUUAACUGUGGAAGAGAAUUUACUAGUGGUUGACAUGCCUAAGAGUUUGGCUAGGCCAAAGGAUAUAUUAUAUACUCUUAAACGUAGAGAUAGGUUGAAUGUGACCACAAUGAAGACAAGCUACAAUGCCAGACAAAAAAAAUGGGGUGAUUGA
Messenger RNA from Prunus dulcis (almond), 579 nucleotides. RefSeq lists its product as uncharacterized. The record is from RefSeq and is a predicted model, not a curated record. The transcript has 2 exons. Bases 1 to 579 code for a protein of 192 amino acids. Lineage: Eukaryota; Viridiplantae; Streptophyta; Magnoliopsida; Rosales; Rosaceae.